Molecule: messenger RNA, 2856 nt
Organism: Mya arenaria
Lineage: Eukaryota; Metazoa; Mollusca; Bivalvia; Myida; Myidae
Product: sodium-dependent multivitamin transporter-like
Exons: 2
Coding region: 1-1791 (596 amino acids)
Biological process (GO): sodium ion transport; transmembrane transport
Cellular component (GO): membrane
Molecular function (GO): symporter activity
Source: RefSeq, a predicted model, not a curated record
AUGAACUACACCGGCAUCGGAGCGGGGACAUUGAAAGUCACCGACUAUGUUAUAUUUGUGGCAACGGUAUUGUGUUCAUUCCUGAUCGGAUUAUUUUUUGCAUUGUGGGAGCGAAAGAAGAAUCACAACAAUCCGGAGGAAUACUUCUUAGCCGGACGCAAGUCUAGGCUCCUGCCGGUGACUUUGUCUUUCAUCGUAACUUUCCAAUCGUCUAUCAUAAUGUUGGGAUAUCCAGCAGAGGUGUAUCUCUAUGGUGCUAUCUACGUUUACUACAUGAUAUCCAUAGUCAUCUCUUUCACAUUCACCGCUUUCUUCAUCGUUCCCGUCUUCUACCCUCUUAAGCUAACGACUGUUUACGAGUACCUGAACUUACGUUACGGCGAUAACGUUCUACGCUACGUUACUAUGGCAAUGGGCAUUUUCUACAAUGUAUUCUACAUGAGUUCAGUCACAUACGGAACGUGUGUGGCUCUAGACGUCGUGAUGGGCCUACCUUAUUGGGCUACCAUCGUCAUUUAUACAUCCGUUACUACAAUUUACACCUCCAUCGGUGGAAUAAAGGCAGUCAUUUGGACUGACGUUUUCCAGUUUGUCAUUAUGACAACUGGCAUAUUGGCGGUAAUUAUAAAAGGUAUCAUUGAAGUUGGCGGUAUAUCGCAAGUGCACAAAUACAGUGAGAGUCGUAUGAAUUUCAACCAAUUCGGAUUAGACCCACGAAUACGAUACACAUUCUGGAAUUUGGGGGUAACAUCUGUUCCUAUGUGGUUGUAUACAGGUUACAUGCAACCGGCGAUGCAAAGAGUAUACUCAACGCCAGAUGUAACGACCGCAAGAAAUAUGUACCUCAUUUCCGCCCCUGUUUAUAUACUCAUAUGUAUUGGUACAAUUUUCGAAGGACUGGUCAUUUUUGCAUACUAUACGUCGAAGGGAUGUGACAUUUACAAUGGUGGGAUAAUAAACAAUAUCAACCAGCUUGUACCGUACACAGUGUUAGAGUUGUUUGGAGAUCUUCCAGGCCUACCAGGUCUUUUCAUCGCCGCGUUGUCCAGUGCCGCAUUUAGCACACUGUCUUCGUGUCUCAGCUCGCUCUCUGCCAUCGCAUAUGAAGACAUCAUAAAAGUCCGAAAUCCAAACAUUGGUGCUCAAGUAGCUACAAACUUAUCACGGUUAGUAACUAUUCUGUUUGGGCUUAUCGCGCUAGCAGUGACAUUCCUGGUAUCAAAUAUACCUGGCUCAGUUAUCUCACUAUAUGCAAGUUUCGUUGCUUGUAUGGAUGGCCCGACUUGUGCAAUAUUCAUGUUGUCAGCGUUCAGCCGAAGAGUAACGACAAAGGGAGUGUUAUUCGGAGCGACGUGUGGGAUGGCUAUACCUCUAUGGUUAAAUCUUGGCAAGCUAUUCUCUGAUAUUCCAGCAGAUACUUCUUUACCAGCAGGUCCAACAGACACUUGCUCGAGUGCGUCAAAUUUCACUUCCCUGGCAUCCGUUACACCAAACGAGUAUUCGACUGUUACCUACAUGCCAUAUGACGAAACAUCGACUGCUUUUGUGCACGCAACUCACAGCCUUUCAGGAAUGCAGGAGUUCUAUCGUGUGUCAUAUAUGUACUAUUCUUUCAUUGGAUUUACUAUUUCUUUUGUUGUUGGAUUCUUAGCCAGUUUGUGUUGUGAAGCUCCAAAACGUGUGGACAACAGAUGUUUGUUUGAAUUCCGUAAACAUGUUUUAGGCAAACAAUCAGACACUAUGAACGAGGAAACAAUUGCAAAAGUAAAUGAGGAGGAAGCGUUAAUGUAAACCAAAUUGAAUUUUAGUUUUUAACUCCAAAUAACCACAAUUAGUUUAGAAUCUUUAAAAUCGCAUCACACUUCCGUUUGUAUAUAUAACAACACGUUAUUGGUUGUCCGGUUAGUGCAGUGGUUAUCGCACUCGCUUUUCACCAAGGAGACCCGGGUUCGAUUCCCGCCCUGGGCGCAUGUGAGUUUGGUUGGUGGUCACCAAGCCGGACAAGUGGGUUUUCUACGGGGUCUCCGGUUGCCUCACAACACAAGACCACACUCUCGCUCAACAUCGUGCCAACGAGAGUGACUUAGUAUAAGUUAAUAUCACUUUCUUCACAAUCGUUGUAAAAUAAAUAAAGUUUAAACUAAAGUUUAAACUAACACUUCCUUUAUCACGGGAGUUAGCACAGCAAAUUAUUUAUAUUUGUUAUAAAUUGUAUAAAUAUUUGAGUCAUUUGCAGGAAAUAUUUUUGAAUUUCGUCAUGAUCAACUAAUUUUUGUUUGUAACUUGUCAUGCUUAAGAUAUUUUUGCCAUAAUAUCAACGACCGAGACAACUAAUUACAAGUACCUAAUCGACCAAUGUUUUGAUAGAGUAUGUGUUACAGUACCAAUUAGAUGUCAAUUUAAUUACAGUAGCUGUUGUAAUUAUGUACCUGUUAUGGCAAAUGAAAAUAAUGUUUUAGUUCCAUUGCAUGCUGAAAAAAAUCUGAAUGUAAAUUGGGAAAACAGUUCAUGUUCGUGUGUACAGGUAUGUAUAUUAUUGUAAAAUUACCAUACAUACGCAUUCUGACGUACACUUUGUAUAUAAGUAACACAAUGCAAGUAUGGUAUACACAGAAUGUCAUCGUAGAGAUGUGUCAUUUAUAUAUUGUUUUACAAAAAAUGUGUAAUACAAAAUCAGUGUAACAUAGUUCGAACAACGGACACUUUCGGCAAAUAAACGACAAAUGGUGUUGUUUGCGAUACUCAAAGUGUUGUUUUUUAAAUAUACUACCUGUUGUUAGACGUUGCCAUAUGUUCACAUGUCAAAUGAACAAUUGCUAUAUUGUAUUGUAUUGUAUUGUAUUGUAUUGUAUUGUA